Molecule: messenger RNA, 10801 nt
Organism: Pomacea canaliculata
Lineage: Eukaryota; Metazoa; Mollusca; Gastropoda; Architaenioglossa; Ampullariidae
Exons: 17
Coding region: 6127-8538 (803 amino acids)
Source: RefSeq, a predicted model, not a curated record
UACAGGUACACAAAUAAUCGAGGACACAGUUUUUGUGUGCCGACGUUACCCGCUCCAAGUUAUAGUCGGGAAUUCCAAAUAUAAUUUCUAUUUAUAAAUAAAGGCUUUGAUAAUCUGGUUCUGUAACUAGAUCAUUAUUGCUUAGUGCACACUGACUAAUCGCUGAUAUCUAAUCAGUGUCUUCAUGCAGACUCUGAUUACGUGAGUAGCUGCUUUAACGAGUUGACAUUUAUUAGGCCACUUACGACAGGAAGCCGUGUCUGUAUCUACAAGCCUUUACUGUCAAGAUAACAUAACGAAAGGGAUAAUGUCAUUCUAACAGUAAGAAGAUAUGCAGGGAAUGUAUGUACUAAAUCAGAAGACAUUUGGAUGGUAGUUACUCAUUUGAGUUAUAUUUUAUCCGUGGUCGGUGUCACUUGUUGUUUACUUCCCAGAAGCGUCACCAAGUGACAUAGCAGUGCGAGCCGUACAUUACGGAAUACAAGUAGGGGUACUUAUGUGAGAGACAAUGAUCAUCUUGCAUUGUAUGACAGGGAAAGCUUCACAUUUCAAAUGUAAAAAUAGGGAGUUACUGCCAUGAAAACCACAAUGAGCAAAAGCGAGUAGCGUGAGUAUACAGGGUAUAAAUUACACCUUUAUAUUACGAUGAUAAUGUUGAUUGUGAUUAUUAUUACGUUUUUAAUUCCUUUACAUAAAGUAUAUUUCACCUAAUGUUUUAUUAUUUAUAUUCGAGAAAGACGGUGUGGUCGUUUCAUAAAAUAUACGUCGGAACAUCUUGUUUUUUAACUGAGCCCUCGCAGGUCAGUCAAUGUGGGUUCACCACCGCUGUUGACCAUAAAGAAAACCUGAGAUCGGCGCAACAUGUCAGUCUGCAGCAAGAUGAAUACAGGACCUGGACGGCCGCCUAACUUGCACCUGCGCUGCUGUCGACCAAUCAGAAGCCGGCAGGUGCAUAUCUAGAAAGCGGUGAAAGGCAAUCGAUCGAUUGUUUACUGUGAUUCCUCAUAUGUGGAAGUUUAUCGACACAAAGUUACUUCUCCGGAGUAUUAAAGCUCUUACAAAGGCACAGGAUCAGCAGAUGGUAAGGUGAAAGAUGGGAAUUAAAUGUAUCUCGACUCUUGUUUUUUCUGGAGAGUAAGAAAAUAUUGUAUAUCUCGUGUUACGUCAUUUAUCAUCUGAUGGAUGUACACCCACCUAUAGUCUUCAAAAGCUCAUUGAAAUCAAGGUAGGAAAAUGAUACAAAAGAACUGACAGAUCUUUUGAAAAUAUGAUUAUAAUUAUACAGUCAUUGCCUUGAACAUCUAGGCCCGCCUGUUGCAUUGUAUAGCGAGCAGCAGACGACGGGAUGUGAACGCCCGCUGCAGCAAGCUAAGAUUGACUAAGGCAAGGCAGCUGCACUGAAUAGAAGUCUUCUUUAUUUCUUUUCACUCUCCCAGGCUUUGAAUCGCGCUACCAUUUUGUGUUAAACAUCCUCUAACAUGCUUCCUCCUCUCCCUCUUACAUGCUCAGCCAAUCACCAUGCAGUCUCUGCGCAUCUGGUCUCGCCACGCACGCGAGUUUUUUUGUUGUUUUUUUUUGGGGGGGGGAUGUUAAAUUAAAUUUACAAUUAAAGUGAGUGGAACUCUUUCUGUUGUGAUACGUGUAGUUAAAAAGUUCAAAACUUUAAAAAUAUGUCAUAUUUCUGUAAAGAGUAUGCUAUGAGCACGUGACAGGAAAAUUUGUGCAUCGAUCUAAAAUUUUACUCGAAACUGAAUCUGUCAAAAGGAGAAUAUAUUUACUUGUUUGGAUAAAAAGACAAAAUAUGAACAAAUUUUGCCAGGCCCUCAUUUUGUUCUUCAUGCCUUCAGUGAAGCUAUUUGAAAUAGAGCUGAAGUGUCCAAACUUCAUGGAAAAAGAGAACAUUGUCACCUGCAGGAUCAACAAAACGGCAUUUGGUUGCACUUCAUCGACAGACUUAGUGAUGUUUGAUCGGACAGUGAAAGGAACAACACGAACAAUAUGCCGUGCAGACAAUCCUGUUUGUGAAAAAAAGAGCAACUCAAAUAUUGCGUGUUGGUGUGAUAAAUCAAGUCAAGGAAUUUUUACAUACGUGUUUCGCUACGUGGCCACCCGAAGCAACGAUUCAGGAGCUCUGCUGGAAUGCAGAUAUUGUCCAGAAUCAGCACUGAAUGUGGAACCGAUCAUCAUUGGAAACUGCAAAAAUAUAACCUUUGACACAGUUGCAUCAGGAGGACAUUUGUUUCAUGCAUCAUUGGCUUUGCUGGCUGUAGUUCUUGCGGAUGUGUAUGCAUAUUUCUUCUCCUAUUUAUGAGGUGAAAAAAUAUUUCAAGCAGAAAGAUUUUAUUUGUGAUUAAAGUGCAAGUGUGGAUUAUAGCGUGAGACGCGUUUUUAAGUCAUAACAUUUGUUUUGCUCAUCCGGAUUUCGACAAAUAAGGGAGAAAAACCCGUUAAGAGCAACAUAUUGUUGCUUCUAAUUAACAUGAAAACACCAGUCCUGUUAAUUAUUAUGUUAACGCUUAGAUUUUUUUUAGCUUUGAUUGUGUUGAUAGAUACAAAUGCUUGUUGUGUACUCAUUUAAAUAGCUUGUAUACCUAUAGUCACUGAUACAAUAAGUACGUGCUUGCGCGCGCCUGUGUGCUUCUGCAAUAGACUCAACUGAUAUGUUUGACUUGUCUUGAUAUGUCUGCCUGUCACAAUAUCUUCGUGUUUUAAAAUCAGCUUCCAUUUUAACUACAUUAAUUUUUUUGUUUUAUUAUUUAUUUGUUUGUUCUUGUAAUAUUUAACAAUAUUUAAGUCUCUCUGUAAGUAUGCUAACCACCCUUAUCUUCAAAGCUGACGCAAAUGACCGUUUAAGUUCUUGUUCCGGUCAGCCUAAGGCAAUAGUUGUGUUUGUUGCUGAGUGAAUGGGCAAUUGUCCUGAAUGAAUAUUUUAAAUACUUUUUUGACACAUUCUAUUGUGCACAGUGUAAUGUAAUUUUGUUACAUUUCAUGAAUGGACUGGAGCUGCCAAGAAAUGUAAUAUUAAACACAAUGUUGCUGUCGUCUUCAAAACUAAAAACCAAACUCCUUUACGAACUGGAGAAAAGUUUGAUUCUUAAAGUAAUGCCUGUAAAUGUCGUUGCAGGUGGCAUGACCUCCAUUUUGAUCACUGUUAUAAAGACAACAAUAUACAUGAAAAUCGAGUGAGGAGUAAUUAGGAACCCAGUUGACAGAAAAUUCUUCUCGAAUUCACUAUUCUAUUUAAUGUAUCAACACGUGUCAUUCGUGCUGACCUCACAUCUCUCGUUCACAUCUUUAUGCUUGAUUACUACAUACUAAAAACAUUGGGAUAAAUGAAAAACAUGUUCAGUUGUACUAUGUUUAUGUUUAUGCACAGACAUUUUGUCUUAUAGCAAAUAUAUUUUGCCUGAAUUUAUUGUAUACAUUGAGUUUACAUGCAGACAUUAAGUAAGGAAACAUUUUUCUUUUUUUUUUUUUGUAUAAAUUUUAUUUUUAUCGUUUUUUCCCGUAUCUGUUUCUAAUGGCUCCGCAGGAGCCACCAAUAUCUAUCAGGGGACUUUUAUAUAAGUUUUGAAAUGUUGAAAAAGGCAUAAUUUUUUAUUUGUCUGUCUUUAUUUAUUUUGCAAUGCACAAAUGCACAAAACAUGAAAUACACAAAAUAAUAUUUAAUAUCAUACAUGUACACAAACAAAAUGUAAUAUAUACAUUAGGUUAAACAACUGUUUAAAAUGUUUUUGACUAACAGUACAUACAUACAUGUCGGGUAUUAAGUGUCCGGGGAUUAAGUGACUGGACACCUCUGCUUUGUACCGUAAAUAAGCGACUGCACAGAGAGACAAAGGCUUUACUGAUCUGCAGCUUAUACAAACGAUUUUAGGUUUUAACAUAAUUAUGACAGUUCUCCUAAAGAUGCCCUCAAUUAGUUUAAAAAUCCAUUUUUACUCUUAUACACAAAUUUACUGCUCUGAUCACAAAGUUGUUUGCAAUCUUUCAUCCACACAUGUUUAAAUGCUCAUUGUAAGCUUCACUAAAAAUAAUUUUCACUUUCACAGUGUUCCAAAACUUUCUCAUUUUCACAUUUCCACCACACUUCAAAUACAUGGAUCUGGACUAAAUAUCCCGACUAUUAUAACGAUAUGUUACUACCUAAACAGAUUGCAGUUAAGUAUACUAAAAGGGUAAAAUUCCUGUAUAAUUCUCUGAAAUACCCUGGAUCUCUACAUCGCCAAUAAGGAAAGAAAUCACAACAUUCAUAAUAUUAUGUCAAAGAAAAAGUAUGCGAAGAUUAGCCACAAACAGUACAUCUGGGAACAACGACGAAGUUGAGGACGGAUAUAGUUAAACCAGAAGAAAUAUUUUGUACAACAAAAUUAUAUUUAAAAUAUAUAGAGACUGGCGAAAAUACUUCAUUGAGAGGUAUAUGUCGUUCCUAUUCAUUUGGAAUGUUAAGCUGACAAAGUAAUGGCUGACUAUGGCAACGCCGCGAAUAAUUCCUGAAUUAGAAUGUUCUAUGUGAUUCCUGUGAGAAGAUCAGUAGAGAGCGAGGCAAAGGCUGCCGAAACCACAUGGGCCCAACUGAGGGGCGCUGCCCAAAACCGGGUCCGCUGGUGUUGGUGUUGUUGCUGGCGAGGUGUUGUUGCGGCCCUAUGCUCCUCGAGGAGUAGCAAGGAAUGAUGAUGAUGAUGUGAUUCCUGUAGGCAAACACAAAAAGUUAGCAUGAAAAGUUGUAUCUGUCAAUGAUGAACACACAAAUAUAUAUGCAUGUCAACUAUAAUUACAACCAAAUGAGAAACAAGAGAGAAGCAUGAACACUUCCACGUUAGGUACACAGCAUCGUUGUCACUCCUUAUCAUUAAUAUUAUUUUCUUUAUAAUUAAAUAUUUAUUUUAAAAAGUAGUAAAAGUUUGCUUUCAAAUUUUAAACUAAAUGAUGAAAAAAAGCACCAAAAAAUCAUUUAUUUAAAAAUGUAAUCACAAACUUAAGCUAGAGCACAUGCUUUCUUGUCCUAUCUGGAAGUCUGUCAUUGCUUCUGGGGCAUUAAUCCAAAAUCUUUCAUCUUGUACACCACACAUAUAGAGUUUUAUUCAUAAAAUUUUCUAAUAGUAUAUUUUUAUGCUUUUUUUUUCUUUUUUUUUUUUUUGGGGGGGGGGGGGGGGCAUAUCUAUCACGUUUUCUGGUUUAGAUAUACGUAAACUGUAUGUUCCUCUCUUAUAUUAGUCGUGAGUGAGGUGUAUACGUUUUGCAAUGUAAAACCUCACUUCUGUUACAGUGUGCCUUUCGAAAUGAUAUCCUUAGUUUUUAUUUUUUGGAUUUUUUACCGGCAGACGUGUGGCUUGCAUUUAACCUUAUUUUACAAUAAAAGUCAAUUAGGAUGACACUACACAAUAUUCGAGUAUUUUGGUUUAUGGUCAAGUGGGUGUAAUGAAGCCACUUCACAGAAACUAGCAUUUACAUCAAUCUGAGGAAAGAGCAGCAGCGUCUCAUCUGCAGGACUAACAUUUUCCAGAGAAAAUCAAGAUGUUGCAGCGCCGUUUGGAAAUUAUGUGUAAUAUAGCAUAUGUAGUUUACACAAAUAAGUGAUUAUUUACUUUUAUCAAAACAAUAUUACAGAGAGGAGAUGACACUAGACCUAUUCACCAUGCUUAAUGCUAGCUGUGCUUGGAUGCAUGUUACCGACUAGAGUUAAAAUAUCGAUUAAAAUAUUGAUGAUCCUCGUUGAUAUUUCGUUUUGUAUUUUUCUGGCCUAGAUUUGCAAGAUGAAACUUUACCACAGAUAUCCUCGAACUUUGACAUACUUCUCCCUCAUUCUCUCAGCAACUGUGGGUGCCUAUCCACUCGCUGAAAUGCGGAUGUAUUUCCCGUUGUCCUGUACUCUAUUUAAGCCAAUUUACAUGCAUAAGCUUUCAGUUAUUAAAUGCAGUCACAUGUAUAGAACCAUAUUCUAUGUUAAACGACUAGCGAAAUAUUAGUAACAAGGAAAUGAUUCUAGUUUUGUUGCAACAGUCCAUAAAGAAAUAGUGUGUCUUUCUGCAAAGAUCUUGAUUCAAAUACUUCGUGAAAGUAGGUGAUAGACAAGUGGGUAAUAUUGACUGGCUGUUCUGAGACUUCACAGUUCCAAGCACAAGAAUGCAUCACGCCAAGAAGUCUCAGUCCUGCACCCUGUGGAGAGUUGGUGUCUUCCUUCUUUCUCUUCCAUCAAUAAUCAGAGGUGUACUUAUCUCUCCCUGUGGUACAGACGGCGUGAGAGAAGUGCUGGCUGACCAAGACACUGUCUUCACCUGCACGGCUCAGGGAGAAGUGGACUGGAGAGUGCUACGUUAUGGCGCCACUAGUUCUACUUCAUUUGCAAUUUGCAACGAUACUUGCCACCAAUUCUAUAAUUAUAGUAAUCUGUUUAUGGCAAAAAUAGUUAAUCCUUUUCAAACAAGUUCUAUGACCAUUACAGCUGCGAAUCGUUCAAGGAUUGAUAUGUUGAUCAACAGCACUCUUGAGUGUGUUAGUUCAGUUCACUCAGAUCCAUAUCGCUGUGAACUCAACUAUGUUUAUCCAGCAGAGGGCGUGUCAUGCUCCCUUUUCAAUACUUCAUGGUCUGUAACUGUGUCCUGUGACAUCAACUUUGUCUACUCCUCACGUAGACGUUACACGUGUCAGCUUUACCGUCUAAAGAAGGGAUCACAAAACGAAACUUUAAAAUCAGUCACCAUGGUGACAUCCCCCACCAGACAGGUGAUCACCAAAGGUGAAGUGAAAGUGUCGGGUGUCUGUAUGUUCAAUACAACACUUCCAUCAGAGGAAGGACGAUAUGGCUUUUUUGUCAUCGUUUCACCGGGUGGACAAAGCUACGAAGCCAAAUCUUCUAACGGUUCCAAGUGGAUUAAAAGUGAACAGCCUCACUCGCCAACAAUUUUCUGUGGUCCUCAACCCUACGUGUUAGAAAACACUAACGUCACAUGUACCUGUACAACCACUAGUCUCGGACAACCCAAAGGGUUGCUAAGAUGGGUUACAAGUAACCAGAUUAAACCCACGACAUCAGCCUGGCUAGAGGACAAGAAUAUUAGACCACAAGUACUGCACCACAACUGUGUCUUGACCCUAUCAGACCAUGGAAAAACCUGGUUCAGAUGUGACAUUAUAAGAGGGGAGAAGGAGACCCAUGGAGAAAACUACACGGCUAGUGUGGGAUAUGCUGCCAAACCGAUACAGUUUUUACUUAACAGCUUUCAUCAAAAUCAAACAGUGAGUAAUGGAGAUCAAGUGAACUUUUCGUGUGAAUCCGACGGCCGACCCGCACCAAAUGUCACCAUCUAUAGCAAUGACAACAACUCUGUUAUCGUUAAAGGCUUGUCUAUUAUCAACUACACGUUCACCGCUCGGUGUGAGGACACAGCCACCUACACGUGCUCCGCGUGGAACGAGUUUUCACGUCAGUCAGGCGUGACCACCUCGGUCAGUCUCGACCUCAACGUCUGGUGUAAGCCACAAGGUCUUUCGUCUACUCAUCUUGGGGAGUACAUUGUAAACCAACGAACAGAAAUGACCUUUCUCAUCAUUAUAAACCCCGUACCACAUAUGUAUCGUGUGUGGUCGGCAAGGUCUUCAGAUAUUUUUAAUAAAAGUAUCGAUGAAGAAAUUGAAGGAUUCAUAAACAUCAGCUGUAAGGCGGACAAAGUGCAUCGUUACCUAUCCACCUGCACUCUGACAGUCUUCAAUGAGACUUCCCUGUCACCUGGCUCGUACAAAGUGCAGAUCAUCAAUAAGGCUGGUGAUGAGAACUUCACUGUCAUCCUGACCUUUUCUGUCACGAGAAAUAUGGAGUCAAUCAACCUGGCUGUCCCUGUUGGUGCAGUGUGUGCCAUCCUUUUCAUCUCUGCGAUUGUUGUACUCGUUGUAAGUUGGAAUCGGAGGAAAAAUAAAGGGCCUUCCGUACGAUCUAAUCGUAUUCCACCGCCGUUAAGAUUACACGUUGAGGAAGCAGAGGUAAAUGUCGGCAUUUCACAGCCUGAACCCUGUCAGACACCGCUGUAUGCCGUAGUGGACAAGACGAAAAAGAAAGCAAACAGUCGGCCUGAGCAUAUUAAUGAAACUGGAAAACAAACGGAAAAAUCCGAGAAACGAGAAGUUUCCGAUCCUGGAUUCCCACCGGCUUGUGAAGUAGUAUAUGCCGUUGUUGACAAAACAAGAAGCAGAUAUCCAGCCAAGGUUAAUAACUCACAAAAGUUGGCAAAAAGAAGACAUUCACAAGCAAAGAAUGGUUCACGGAAUGAGGAUCAGUUUUCAGAAGAGUCCAGGUAUAACGACAGUGAUUUGGUCCAGUACCAGAAUACAAUAUAUGCACCUCCAGCACAAGAUCAGGAUGGUGGCAAGUGGGACGUUCGCACGUCUGCGCCACGUUGUCAUACGGUCGAGGACGGCAAAUGGCUCAACUCGGCAGGUCUUCUUUACACCUUCCCUCACUUUGACCUCAGCAGUGACCUACGGUGUCACCCACCCCCCACGCAAGAUGAGACAGAAUACUGCACACUUCACCUGAUAUAAAAGUUUGCUGCCUUUGAGGAAGAAUCAGACGAUUGAAAUGUAGUUUUGUCUACAUGCAAAAGUAAACCGUAUGAAGGAACACCAACCUGUCCAUUUUUAGUGCGAUAGAUUGUACUUAAAACUGCUCGAAACUCCUUUGUAUGGAUGUGGGUGGCGUGAAUUGUCUGGAUGUUUCAGAUAGGAUGUGACUGGCUGUGCUGAGUGGAAGUACCAAGCUUACACGACGCAAAUGACUGAUUUGUUCUUAAUCUUUGACCGUCCCGCUGAGAAUUAGGUCUUCACCAAACUGGAAAUUCACAGCCGUUUGUGUUCCUUGUUUCCCUCUUAUGUGCAUGACAGCGAGUGACAAUGACUGUUCUUGAUGGGCAAGACAUGUGGUUAGAUGUAAAAUUAAUGGAGAAGAGAACAUUGUUCUUGGUCAUAACAUUUUUUCUGGGGAACUGUCGAACAAAAGGUGUUACUGCCAUUUCCCAUUCCUUAAUGAUGGACAUGAUCGCUAGGUAGGCUAGGAAACAAGUGUUAAGUAAAUGUUUGAUGCAAUCUAUUUACAAAUAAAUGUAUUGCCUCCUAAUUAUAAGAUGUUAUCGCAUCAAUAGGUGUACUAAACAUGUAAAUAAUUCUUUUUUUACUCCCUUCAUUUCAUCCUUACUUUUACUUCAUUAUUUACGAUCUUUUUUCUUGAUAGACGGAAGAGAGGCCAUCGCUGACAACAUACUUCUAGAUGGGGAGAGUGGCAAAUUCAUAAACGUUUUAUACGUUACGUAAUUUUUACACAUUUGCACUUUGAAACUUCUUUUUGUGUAUAGGGGCGGCUAGGGUAAAUUGGUUGAAUGUUUAAUUGGGAUGUGACUGAGUGCAGCCAGCAACAUCUCAUAUGUUUUAGAACUUGUUUCUAUUUUCUUGCACUUUCGGCCAUAGCAACUGCAAUGGUGACAUUAAGAAGAGGGUGCUAGCUGUCUACUCAAAUGACUCUAUUUCUCAUAUAACUUCUUACUGCUUUGCCUUGGAGCAGAAAAAUCUCUCUUCUUCCUUAGCCACACAGCAUGUCCUCCCUUUCACAUAUGAUUUAUUUGAUGUUGCGUUCUAAGAAUAAAGUGCUGGAAAAUAUUUAAUUUUUCUUUCAUCUUUACUACUUAACGUUUGAAUCCUUUCUUUACUACCUGAAACUGAAACUUCGGACGGUGCGUGCAGUUAGCUGAACUUAGACUGUUACCUACCCUACAAACUCAAUGCCCAGCGCACUUCAAAAGGGUUACACCCAGGCAAUUUAUUUUAUGUCGCAUGACCUAUGGGGUCAUCUAUAGAUGAGUCUGAACAUCAUGCCUGAGAAACAGUUAUUAUGUUAAAACAAUGACAUUGAAUUUCCGCUGUUGCGCCUUUCAGGACUGGAUUUUGAAUUUUUGUGUUGAGCUGUGUGUAGUGAAAGUGUGAAAGUAUUGGAUGAAUGCAUGUGUAUUGGGUGUGUCUAUGCAUGCAGUCAGUGGAACUGAUAAGUAUGAGUAGUGUAUGGCUUAUGCAAAAGUGUGUGUGUGUGUGAUCUCGCAACUUUUAGCUUUUAUUGUCUUGUCUUUGCUUUUGGAACCUAGGAAUAUGUGGAAUGUGAAGCUGUGGUAAUAUGUGACACAAUGUUUAGGUUUAGGAGGCAUUUACAUAGGGAGACCGCAUCGACACGUGACUCAGUUAUGAAGCAAUGUGAAACGGUGCCCCUGGGUUCAAAGUUCAAAGUGUGAACAACAGAGGCAAGUGUCACAAGGCAACAACAUCAUCAAUACGCCCCUUGGAGGUGAAUGUACUCGACUGUGGAACAGGACUCGGGGUUCAUGUUGAAACACUUUCAGGGGAAAGCGAGGGUCGGCCUCUGACUUUCACAUCCUCUCGACAUGGUGAACCGCUUACAUUCACUGCCCCUAGCCACGGAUUAUAAGACUCUUUACCAAAAGGAUACUUAAUUAAAAUUAAUAUCCCCAAACGUGGUGCUUGAUGCUGAAGAAGAUACUUUGAUCCACUUUGUCAAGCGGAAUACUUACAGAUGCUGAUACCACACAUCAAGGAGCAUCUUCCUUCUGCACGCGGAACACUGAGAUGGCGAGCGGCCACGUGCGAUGCUGAUAAACUGAAGGUGUAAACCAGACAUGGGUUAAAUUUCCGCUUCAUAACGACUUUCUCCAAAGACAGCUAAUGGUCUUUGCACAUGCUGUCUGGCAUUAAUCUGUUAUGAACCGGGAUCUAUGAAUUUAAUGUACUUACUAGGUCAAACCUAUUA